AUGGAUAAUCGACGAGCUGCACAGCUUGAAGCAUGGUUGGCUGAAGUUGUUGACAACAACGAAACUUAUGAAGCUGAGUCAAACUCCGACGAAGAAAUUGAUCAUUUAGAAAAACAGGACCAUCAGUCGGAAUCCGAGCAGGAGCAGGAACUUCCAGGCGAGGUGUCAGACGAAAGCUUUCAUGAAGAUGAGCCACCUCAGCGAUGCCGGGGCACAGAUUUUUACUCCGGUUUGGACAAUACAUUGUAG
Parnassius apollo (apollo) is the source of this 249-nucleotide messenger RNA. The record is from the annotation of a GenBank genome assembly. NCBI's taxonomy places the organism in Eukaryota, Metazoa, Arthropoda, Insecta, Lepidoptera, Papilionidae.